This is a messenger RNA of Lathyrus sativus (Indian pea), 369 nucleotides long. NCBI's taxonomy places the organism in Eukaryota, Viridiplantae, Streptophyta, Magnoliopsida, Fabales, Fabaceae. The record is from the annotation of a GenBank genome assembly.
AUGGAAUCAACAAGUUCUAGAGUCAAUGUUCAAAGCUCUAGACAAUCCUCAAAGCAGCUUCUGUUUGACCGACGCUAUGGAUGGGUAAUUGAUGAAUGGAAACAUCCAGCAGAGGAAGCACUUGAUGGUGGCCGAGGAAUGUUUUGCAUACUCCCACUUGCCAAAAGUUUGGUGCAGAUGACCUCACAAUCGAUAAAUCUUGGAGUUACCUCAGCCAUAAAAGCUGCUGAAAACCCACAGACGUUUUCCUUGCAGAGUGCUCUAGACCAGGGUGUUCGUAAUUUUGUGACGUCUUUGAAAAUCAACAAGUGUAAAGCUUUCAUCCUCAACAAAAAUCCUUCCCACUUCCAUGGUGAGAGCAAAGAAUGA